Pseudopipra pipra is the source of this 969-nucleotide messenger RNA. Its product is annotated as proline-rich protein HaeIII subfamily 1-like. The record is from RefSeq and is a predicted model, not a curated record. Bases 1 to 969 code for a protein of 322 amino acids. NCBI's taxonomy places the organism in Eukaryota, Metazoa, Chordata, Aves, Passeriformes, Pipridae. The transcript has a single exon.
AUGGGUAUCACAGAGCGCUGCCGCAGCCGGCAGAGAGAGGGUGCCGGCGCGGCGCUGAGCCCUGCCGUGCGCCCGCGGCGCCCGACGGCUCCCGGCGGGCAGCGGCAGCGGCGGCGGCGGCGGCACCGCCCCGCGCCCGGCCCCGCUCAGCCCCCGCGGCGGCGGCGAGAGCCGCGCACGUGCGCGCCCGGCGGCGCCGAGCUCCGGCCCCCGCGCCCGGCCCGGGCGCGGCGCAGCGGCGGCGGCAGCGGCAGGCGGCGGCCCCGGCCCCGCGGCCCCGCCUGGCCCCCGCGGCGGCGGCGGCGAGCGGCGAUCCCCGGUCCGGCCGCGUCCCGCAGGCUGCUGCGUGCGCCCCGCGCCGCAUGCACCGACCCACCCCCGCCCGGGCCGCUGCGCGCCGCAAGAGCUCCUUUCCAGCUCCCUCCUCCUUCCUCCUCCUGCCGAAACGCCAACCCCGCGCCGCGGAUCAGCGAGGCAGCGCCGCCGCCCCGGCAGCCCUCCCGCGGGUCGCAGGCGCGGAGCCGGCCGCCCGGCGCUGGCCGCAGCGCUGCGCCGCUCUCUCCCCCCGCCGGCCUCCCCCGCGGCGCUGGGGCUGGGGCUGGCCCCGUCCCCGGCGGCUCUAGCGCUCCGCCCGGCGCCCCCCGCCUGCCGCCCCCGGCCCCUCGGCUCUCCCUGCGCGGAGGGGACGCGUGCCAGCAGAUAACAUCACGGCCGCGCAGGGAGAGGGAAAUUUAUACGAUCUCCCCGCCCCACGUGCUCGCCUCGCUGCGAAGUGACGUGGAGGGGCUGCGGGAGCGGAGGGCUCCGCGCCGCCGCCCGGCUAUUUAUUCCCCUCCGCAGCCCGGCCGCCGUGCCUGCCGCUGCCGAGGUGCCUCGCCCCGGGGCGAGGAGAGGCGAGGCAGCCCGGAGCCGAGAAGAAAAAGCGAGUCCUGCCAGGCUUUUAUAUUAUUUUAUUUAUUUUUUAAAUAA